UAGAUAUACUAUGUCUAUGGUUAUGGCCAAGACAGUCACGUGGUCUACUGCAUGUAAAGUCGAGUCAGGUUAGGUUAGGAAAAAUCACUCCGUGCAUAGCUAUUCCGAAUAGUCCGAAUUAUAAAUAUAUAGAAAAUAUAUUACAAUGCCGAAAAAUAAGAAAACACGUAAAGUUGUGAUGCAGAGAUUUGCUCAGAUGAAGAAGAUGAUUAGUCUGAGUGAUUCACGAAUAAAACCAGAAAAACGGCUGCCAUCCAAGAAAACUCCAAAAGAAGAUCAGACUAAAAUAAAAAUUACAGAAACGCCAAAACAAUCCUCAGCAUUAUUUUUUCAAUAUAACACACAACUUGGACCACCAUAUCAUAUUUUAGUUGAUACAAACUUUAUUAACUUUUCUAUUAAAAAUAAAUUGGAUAUUGUACAAAAUAUGAUGGAAUGUCUCUACGCAAAGUGUACACCAUAUAUAACAGAUUGUGUGAUGGGUGAGUUGGAGAAGCUUGGGCAGAAGUAUAAAUUGGCAUUGAGAAUCAUCAAAGAUCCACGAUUUGAAAGGUUAAAAUGUAUGCAUAAAGGAACCUAUGCAGAUGACUGUCUCGUGAACAGAGUGACGCAACACAAGUGUUAUAUUGUUGCGACCAAUGAUAAAGACUUAAAAAAAAGGAUACGGAAGAUACCAGGUGUGCCAAUAAUGUAUGUAUCUCAACACAGGUACACGAUAGAACGGAUGCCAGACGCCUAUGGCGCGCCUAAGAAGUGAACUUAGUUUAUUAAGAGAGGCGAUCUCCUUUUUUUAUAUAAUAACUUUAUCUUUUAUUGCAUUAAAGACAACAAGUUGUAUAUUUUGUUAAUAAAACUUACAUGAAACUAAAACUUUCAUCGUUGAGAGAAACUGUAUAAAAUAAUUUUUGUUUGUCUUGUUUAUAUGUUUAUAUAGAUAUUGUCAUUCUGAAAAUGUUUGUCCUAUAAAAAAAUAAAAAAAAUAAACAUUCUCAAAUAAAAAAUUUUACCUU
Molecule: messenger RNA, 1010 nt
Organism: Formica exsecta
Lineage: Eukaryota; Metazoa; Arthropoda; Insecta; Hymenoptera; Formicidae
Gene: Bka
Product: rRNA-processing protein FCF1 homolog
Exons: 5
Coding region: 146-757 (203 amino acids)
Cellular component (GO): small-subunit processome; nucleolus
Source: RefSeq, a predicted model, not a curated record